AUGAGCUCAAGCAAUAACUUAGAAAAUAAAAAAACAGAAGCACAAACAGCGCAUGAUAAAAAAAUGACGGAAUUUAUGAAUUUAUUAGGUGCAAAUGAGCCUUUAAUACCAGAUCAAGUGGUUGACCAUUACCUCAAUAAGGCGGGAUUCGAGUGUAACGAUGAGAGAUUAAAGAGGUUAUUCAGUCUGGCAUCGCAGAAGUUUAUAAGCGAUAUCUCUAAUGACGCGUAUCAGUAUGCAAGAAUUCGUACAAGUGCAGGACCGGGUGGAAGAGGUAGACCGACGGGGACAUCAAAAUCAAAGACUGUGUUGACAGCAGAUGAUCUCACGGCAGCUUUGAGUGAUUAUGGGAUUAAUGCGCGUAAACCUGAUUAUUAUAUUUGA
This is a messenger RNA of Wallemia ichthyophaga EXF-994, 384 nucleotides long. Its product is annotated as Transcription initiation factor TFIID subunit 10. The coding region runs from base 1 to 384 and encodes 127 amino acids. NCBI's taxonomy places the organism in Eukaryota, Fungi, Basidiomycota, Wallemiomycetes, Wallemiales, Wallemiaceae. Gene Ontology annotation, molecular function: RNA polymerase II general transcription initiation factor activity; promoter-specific chromatin binding. Gene Ontology annotation, biological process: transcription initiation at RNA polymerase II promoter. Gene Ontology annotation, cellular component: transcription factor TFIID complex; nucleus; SAGA complex. The record is from RefSeq and is a predicted model, not a curated record. The transcript has a single exon.